This is a messenger RNA of Cuscuta epithymum, 1496 nucleotides long. NCBI's taxonomy places the organism in Eukaryota, Viridiplantae, Streptophyta, Magnoliopsida, Solanales, Convolvulaceae. The record is from the annotation of a GenBank genome assembly.
GGCACAGACAAAAAGAGUGUUACAGUUUGGGCGUAGAGUUUUUCAUUCAUAAAUAAAACCCGCCUGCUGUGGCGGCACCGCUACAUUCCAAUGGCGACCAACAAUAACGACCAGGAUAAACUACCUUACCGCCCGUAUCGGGAGAGGAAAGUCCUCGCGGCUCAUGCACGCGCCGUCUCAUGUGUGAAGUUCUCCAACGACGGCAAGCUCUUCGCCUCCGCCUCUCUGGACAGAACUCUAAUCGUCUGGUCAUCCGAAACCCUAACGAAGCUCUCACAACUCGUCGGCCACUCCGACGGAAUAUCCGACCUGGCCUGGUCUCCUGACUCCACCUACAUCUGCUCUGCCUCCGACGAUUGCACCAUUCGCAUCUGGGUUGCCAGCUCCGGGGAGUGCCGCAAAACCCUCCGGGGCCACACCAAUUUCGUAUUUUGCGUCAAUUUCAAUCCCCAAUCCAACCUCAUCGCAUCCGGAUCAUUCGACGAGACUAUUCGGGUUUGGGAUGUGAAAACGGGCAAGUCCGUGCACGUGAUCCGGGCGCAUUCCAUGCCCGUGACCGCCGUGCAUUUCAACAAGGACGGGACCAUGAUUGUUUCCAGCAGCCAUGACGGCUCAUGUAAGACUUGGGAUACAGCCAGUGGCGCCUGCUUGAAGACCCUUAUAGAUGAUAAAAUCCCUGUUUCGUUUGCCAAGUUCUCUCCUAACGGCAAGUUCAUACUCGUAGCAACUCUGGAUGACACUCUUAAACUCUGGAAUUACGCAACUGGAAAGAUAAUGAAGACAUAUACUAAGCAUAUGAACAGAAAGUAUUGCAUUACACCCACAUUUUCGGUGACGUAUGCGAAGUACAUUGUUUGUGGUUCUGAAGAUCAUUGUGUGUACAUAUGGGAUCUGCAAAAAGACAAGAAUUUGCUGCAAAAGCUUGAGGGACACAAUGAUACCAUCAUCUCUGUGAGUUGUCAUCCCCUGGCGAACAUGAUUGCGUCUGCUGGACUUGAUGAUGACAGAACUGUGAGGAUUUGGGUUCAAGAUUAACAACAGUCUUCUUUUCAGCCCUUCUUCUUGGUAGGCAUCCUUCCUGUUUAUUCAGGAAUUUUUUGGUUGAGGUCAUAUAUUGCUUGAUGAUAGAACUCCAAACUGCAAAGAUGUUUGGUUAAAAAGGGAUGGAUUGAUAGAUAUCUCAUGAGGGAGAAUAAGGUAUAAACUCGAGCUAAAGAGGUGUACUGUAUUUUCAUCCAUUAGUAGUCAGAUUUAUGUAUUGGUACUUUGUACAGAACCGCAUGAGAACUUGAUAUGUCAAAAUGUUAAAUACCAACUGAUUAAUACAGAGGGCUACAAAAGUACAAAUUGGUUGUCCAAGGAAAUUGCUAUUGAUCUGACUUCUGAGAUAUCACUGCCCCUUCCUUUCUCCAAAUGUAUCUUCUAGCCCAUUUGUUACUUUCUCUUUUCUCGCGGCUAUCAUCUCUGCAUAAACCUGGCGAAUAAGAAAUGUUAAC